Molecule: messenger RNA, 1040 nt
Organism: Strongylocentrotus purpuratus (purple sea urchin)
Lineage: Eukaryota; Metazoa; Echinodermata; Echinoidea; Camarodonta; Strongylocentrotidae
Product: putative tyrosinase-like protein tyr-3
Source: RefSeq, a predicted model, not a curated record
AUGGACAAUCACGAGCUUUGUGACACUUGGGCCAAGUAUGGUGAAUGUGAAAAGAACCCAGCUUACAUGCACGCCGAAUGCAUGUCCAGCUGCAAUCUGUGUGGCAAGAAUAUCACUCUCACACCUGAAUGUGCUGACUCCAAUGGCAACUGCGGGGUGUGGAUGAGAGAAGGCCGCUGUGACACAAGCAAGGAAUUCAUGGAAGUCAUGUGUGCGGCUAGCUGCGGUAUCUGCGAAGGUGAUGCGGCUCCCAUGCCGAGCGGCGAUGACCAGCCGACGCGCUGCGGUGCCAACGCCAACUGGGACGUUGUGUGGUCAGUCGGAAUGAUAUUGGCCUGUUGGUUAUUCCGACAUCAUCUAUAAGUAGUGAUCGCUUGCCACCGGUCGUCUGCAUGUGACUAAUUAGUUCCAACUUAGGAAAGGCCAAGUGUCAACCUAUACUUUAAACAAAAACAUUACUGUAAUUUUUUAAAAAGAAACAAAUGAACAAACUCGAUUCGUUAUGACAUACAACCGUGAAAUCAAUUACACAUAGACAUUUUAUUUUCAGUUUUCGUUAAGUUUCAGAAUUACAUUGAUUUGAAAAGCAUAGGGGUUGAAAAUUGGCACUCUCUCAAUCGACUGAAUCGACUAAAGGCACUUACAUGUAGAUAGGUAAGUUGAGGCUUUUGAGAAUACAGGGCCAAUAUAAAGUAAUAAAAACUUAAUCGUCAUUUUUGUAUAUACCUUUGUGGGAUUAUCUACUUUAGCCUGAUGGCCUAUCAUUUCACUUGUAAAUUUCGUGAAAGCGUUUUUGUUUUCUUCCUUAUUCAAAAUUGCUCAGAAUGUGCAAAUAUCCCUAAAAGUUAAAGGGAAAACAGAACAACGUUAUCAGUUGUUCAAAAUCCAAUGAAAAUUCUAUUCGCAUUGAAACUAUUACCUUGAAAAAUGAUCAAAGAUUGUUUAUGAGACGGCCAACCAUAUAGCCCCGUUUAGUCUCAUUUGAGAACGCCCCCUAUCGUCAGAGUCCAGCAGCCUAUAAACAUGUUAGCCUAUGGACU